This is a messenger RNA of Metarhizium brunneum ARSEF 3297, 1608 nucleotides long. RefSeq lists its product as uncharacterized. Lineage: Eukaryota; Fungi; Ascomycota; Sordariomycetes; Hypocreales; Clavicipitaceae. The record is from RefSeq and is a predicted model, not a curated record.
AUGCUAUCGACGCUAUCUGUUGUGCUGUUCCUUGCAGCUGUGAGUUGGGUGACUGAUGCUGGACGUUCAGGACAGACUGGCUUUGAAACCCGUUGCUUGUCUUUUGAGCCAGAGAAGCUGGUUGAGAACUCAAAGCGCAUGCGCCUCGAGUAUGUCACCAAUGGCACGACUCUGGAAUUUCCAGACAAUGACCCGUCGUGCAACAGGGCCUCGCAGCUCGUUGCCGCCAAUCUAUGCCGGGUAGCGCUUUACAUUGAAACAUCGAAGCGGUCUGGCAUUACCUUCGAGCUCUGGUUACCCGACAAAUGGACCGAGGCAAGAUACAUAGCAACUGGCAACGGCGGCGUGGAUGGAUGCGUCAAGUAUGAGGAUUUGGCAUAUACAACUGCCAAUGGCUUUGCGGCCAUGGGAACGAAUAAUGGCCAUAAUGGCACUACGGGCGUGUCAUUCCUGAAUAAUCCUGAUGUCAUCGAGGACUUCUCGUAUAGAGCCCUCCACACCGGCACAGUAGCAGGCAAGUUGUUAACCAGCCAAUUCUACAACAAAACUCCCGCUCAUUCAUACUACAUUGGAUGCUCUCUGGGUGGUCGUAUGGGCGUCAAAGCUGCUGAAGCCUUUCCAGGUGAUUAUGAUGGAAUUGUUGCCGGAUGUCCUGCCGUUGACUUCCUUCAUCUACAAGGCGCGAGAGCCAUGUUUUAUCCCAUUACCGGUCCCGCUGGCCCGUCCAACUUUAUUCGCCCAGAGUUGUGGACUGGCUUAAUCCACGAUGAGGUUCUCAACCAGUGCGACCUUCUCGAUGGCGUGAAGGAUGGUAUCAUUGAAGUACCAGACAAGUGUUACUUCGACCCCGAAACCUUGCAGUGCCCGAUGCCCUGGUGGCCAUUCGGCAACAAGGACAAGUGCCUCAACUCUCAGCAAGUACUGCAGCUAAGGAAGAUUUACGCCACCUACAAGUACCCCAAUGGCACGCUCAUAUUCCCUCGCAUGAAUCCGGGUAACGAGGAGCAAGCGAUAAAGAAACUUUUUGCCGGGGCACCUUUCAGCUAUUCUCAAGACUGGUUCCGAUAUGUUGUCCUCAACGACUCAACAUGGGAUGCUAUAAACUAUGACUCCUCCCUCGUAGCCAUAGCCGACGCCCAGAACCCCUUCGAUAUCAGAACUUUUCCUGAUAGUCUUCCCGCAUUCAAAGCAAGAGGCGGCAAGAUGAUUAGUUACCACGGUGGCCAAGAUAACCAAAUCACGAUGUUUAACACAGAGCGUUUUUGGGACCACAUGGCCAAAGAGGAUCGCCACUUGCACGAUUAUUACCGGUUUUUCCGAGUCUCUGGCAUGUUCCACUGCAAUGCUGGUCCUGGGGCUUGGGCAUUCGGACAAGGUGGUGGUGCUCCGGCAGCGGGGAUCCCCUUCGAUCCCGAAAAGAAUGUGCUUGCUGCUAUUGUUGCGUGGGUUGAAGGAGGGAGCGCACCGGAGACUUUGACGGGGACAAAGUUUGUCAAUGAUACAGUGGCUUUGGGUGUUGAUUUCCACCGUAGGCACUGCUUAUAUCCAAAAACGCAGACUUACAUUGGUGGAAAUCAUAAGCAUGCUUCAAGCUGGAAGUGUGUGUAG